Hirsutella rhossiliensis is the source of this 681-nucleotide messenger RNA. RefSeq lists its product as uncharacterized. The transcript has 2 exons. Bases 1 to 681 code for a protein of 226 amino acids. The record is from RefSeq and is a predicted model, not a curated record. NCBI's taxonomy places the organism in Eukaryota, Fungi, Ascomycota, Sordariomycetes, Hypocreales, Ophiocordycipitaceae.
AUGCAGACCAAGAACUUCCUGUAUGCGCUCCUCGCACUCGUCGAGAUCACCGCUGCGGUGCCCUCGUCGCUGGAACGAAGAAUAGACUGGGGAACGGUAAAGCGUACAGCCAGUGUCACGAUUCAAAACAACGCGCCCGAGAAAAUCAAGUCCGUCUCGCUCAUUCACAAAUACAGCAGCGUCUAUAAGAGCAGGGCCGAGUGGCCGCUUAUUGAGCAAGGAAAGAGCCCGGACCCUGACAACAGAACCACGGUGGAAUAUAAUACCGGCCCUUUCACCACUGGCCGGGACUGGUGGCUUCUCAGCUUCUACAACGACGACAUAACGAUCAAUUACAUGACGAACCCCAACAACUUUCGGGACGUGGUCGAUUUCCUUGAGUCAAUAGGAACGGUCACCACCAUCAGUCUCUUUGGCGCUACCGCUGGGGUGUUGGCGGCAGCUGUCGCGAAAGCCACGACGGACCGGCUAUUUGAUUCAGAAACGACAGUCGGAUUUAAACAACACAUUCUUCGGUCGGAAGAUGCGGACAAGCUGACCACCAUCGUCAUCAAUGCGGACUAUACAAUUACCUUCAAGUCCGAGUCGGGCAUCUCUGAGACCGUUACUGCUAGGAGGGUUCCUGAUAUCCAAGUUAAGAACGAAAAGGGAGUUUUAGUGGCACAAAGCCAGAAGCGAUAA